AUGCUGCUGCGAAAUGCCCUGUCAUUUGGCGCCAAAACCUAUCAACUUAUACCUUUGAAUACCACCGUGGUUCAAAAUGUUCGCAACAUAAGCACUGAACUGGCAGCUGCCCUCCGACCGUUCUAUUUUGUAGUUCAUCCCGACCUAUUUGGUCAACAUCCGGAGCAACGAACGGUCAAUGAGGAAUCAUUGAAACAACUCAGUGCACACAUGCAAAUGAUCCAAGAACGUAAAUUGUCCAUUUUGCGUGAAACGAAAAUAUUGAAAUUCUACAUACGUGAAGAAAAUGGAGAGGAUAGAAGUAAAUUUAAAUUGAUACAACUUACAUUGGAUAAUAGGACGAGAGAUCCAAAGACUAUAAUAACUAAACUACUGGAACUGUGUAAUCUGCCAACGGACUAUGUUAAGAGUUUAAAAUCUACACCUAUUGACGAUGUUAAACCCAGUGGUGGAGGGGGUUUUGCCGAUAAUGGUGCUGGAUUUAGGGCUAGUCAAGAUUAUAAUUAUGGGUCACAAUUUGCCGGCUUUGAGAGUUCAUAUUAUAGGGCCAAAGAGGAAACUAAAAAAUCAAUCGACGAAUGGAUUGCUGAAAAUUCGAAUUUAGCUAAAAAGCGAGCCAAAGACUUACAACCCCUCAAACGCGAUGUCGAAGUUUUACAAAAGGCUGUCAUCGAAAAUUUAGGACUUAAAGAUGCUCGCUAUGAUUGCGGUUGGAAUUUUGAACACUAUCGCGGCUGCCUGAAGACUUUAGAACGUUUGGCAUCGCUGCACAAAGAUCAUGUCAAACAUUUACGUAAUCGCGUUGUGGUCUUUGCUCCAUUUACUGGCAUUAGCUUAGAGGGACAUGUAAUGCUAUUUACCGGCGAUGUUCUCAACAAUUGGAUUGAAUUUAUACGCAACAUUCCCAAACAUGAUGCUUUCCUCAAGAAAAUACCGCUCUAUGAAAAUACUCUAUCGCAGGUGCUGAGAAAAAUUCGAAUUGGUCGUCGUAAAUUUAUGCCAAAACAGCAGGCCGUGGAAUAUGCCAGUCAUUUGAAUAAGGUUACAACGACAUUGGGUGAUUAUUUAACUGUUAAUAAAUUUCCAAAAUCAUGGCCCGAUACACUGACGGAAUACGAGAUUGUAAUUGAAUCGGAGGCAGGUCCUCUAAUGGUCAGUCCCACGGGACAAUUAAUAACACCCGCCACCUGUCCCGGCUUUAUGCUAGUUGAUUUUAUAACAACAAAUUUAGCGGUAGCAAAAGAACGCAUGGCAAAAUAUCAAGAAGAGAAACAUGUGGAACGUGAACUGACAAAACGAUGCAUUGAAGAAAUGAGAUUAAAAUCACUAACCAAAGAUGAUUCGAUAACGCCUGAAAAAAUGAUCAACACCCUUAACGACCUACUGAAAUGUAAUAAAAUGCAAUUUGCCGACAUCGAUUUGCACAUAGCAAAUUAUUAUUCUGUUCUAACGGAUGGUAUUGUUUGUAUACCAUGGGAUUUCAAUACAAGACGGUAGUAUUCAACAAUGACAACAAAUAAUUUUACAUUUG
This is a messenger RNA of Musca vetustissima, 1531 nucleotides long. Its product is annotated as T-cell activation inhibitor, mitochondrial. The coding region runs from base 1 to 1497 and encodes 498 amino acids. Gene Ontology annotation, cellular component: mitochondrion. The record is from RefSeq and is a predicted model, not a curated record. The transcript has 2 exons. Lineage: Eukaryota; Metazoa; Arthropoda; Insecta; Diptera; Muscidae.